AUGCAGCGGGCCGAAAGUGACUUCAGAACAGGGCCGUGCUCAACCAAUGCAGAGCAGAUAAAUGCACUUUUUCGAAAGACUUUUGAAGCCAUAACUUCAGAAGAAAAGCAGAAAAUGAACGAGCAGUUCCUCAAACUGCAGUCACAGCUCAACGAUCAAUCUAACGAAAUAGCGCGUAUGAAGGACCAACAAGCACAAGCCGCAGCAUCGGUAUCACAACAAAAGUUCGGAAACAUCGAACCAACUGAUAAUGAAUACUUUGAUCAAAAGACGCGUGAGGUAAAUGAGACGGAGGAGAUGCCUGCUCUUGCAGCAGAAGAACCUGUCGUAGAAGAAAUGGAAGUUCACGAUUCACAUCAGCAUCGGCAGCAAGGAAUUCAAGAGGUUGCCGAUCCACCACGACUGUUCCAGCGCGUAGAAGAACAGGGUGAAGAAGAAGUAUCACUGGAUAACCCCAAAUCAGACCACGACAGCAGUGAAGGCGAAAUGGAAGAGUUGGAAAGGCGAUGUCAUCUCCUCGAACGAAGAAUGGAUCGUAUUCAUGCAGCAUUCCUACGGUUUCCAUACAGGAAGAAAGAAUACCAAUCACCAGGAAUACCUGAAGAUAAACGGUGCGCUUUCUGCUGGGCUAAAGGAGAACACUUCUCGGAAUCAUGCCCAAACGUAAUACAUGGAGAUGAGAGAACAGAGAUGAUAGACGAAGUGGGUUUCUGCCGAAUGUGCUUAGAGCUGUGCUCAAUGGAAAGGGAUUGUCCAUACACAAAUAAAAAUGCUUCUACUGUGAACGAGUAA
Ostertagia ostertagi is the source of this 792-nucleotide messenger RNA. Lineage: Eukaryota; Metazoa; Nematoda; Chromadorea; Rhabditida; Trichostrongylidae. The record is from the annotation of a GenBank genome assembly.